This is a messenger RNA of Hordeum vulgare subsp. vulgare (domesticated barley), 1881 nucleotides long. Its product is annotated as rust resistance kinase Lr10-like. The coding region runs from base 1 to 1881 and encodes 626 amino acids. The transcript is spliced from 3 exons. The record is from RefSeq and is a predicted model, not a curated record. Gene Ontology annotation, biological process: protein phosphorylation. Gene Ontology annotation, molecular function: ATP binding; protein kinase activity; polysaccharide binding. Lineage: Eukaryota; Viridiplantae; Streptophyta; Magnoliopsida; Poales; Poaceae.
AUGGACUUGCCUAAAUUUCUUGUCACACUGUUGCUGAUCUGUCUUCUCACCUAUGAAUCCUAUGUGGGUGCAGCAUCAGAAGAACAAGAUUUCUUACAAACUUGUUCAUCCCACCGGUGCAGCAAAUAUGGACCUGAGAUCCGGUUCCCGUUCCGGCUUUCGAGCCACCCACCAUCCUGUGGUGCCCCAGGCAUGCAGUUAUCGUGCUCCGGGGAUGACACAAUCCUCGAUCACCAUGUUCUUGGCUCCUGCAGAGUGACUGGGAUCUAUUACAGGCACCGCAUCAUCAACGUCAUCCCGCUUGCGAAACCAUCGACCCAAUGCCCUCUUCAGAAGCUCAUCUCAGCAAACUUAGCAACUGAUGUGUACAAACAACCUCAAUCAUCACAAGUUACGACCCUGGUACGUUGUUCAAGAGAUUUCACACCAGUGGAUCAAUAUAGUAUAGUAGGCCCAGCUUGUUAUCUCAGUAACAACGCUAGCCAAUUCUGGUAUAUAGCGAAAUAUUAUGCAGACAUGUCUGAUCUUCCACGGGACUGCACGGUUGUUUCUAAAGGUAUCCCCAUACCCUUGACUUAUGAUAAAGAUGGCCCAAACCUUGACGAGUACACCUUCAAAGAAAAGGCAAAUAGUUUCCUCAACUUUUGUGAAACAACAUUCACUUGGCACCUCAAUAACAUCACAGAUGUCUGCCAACAGUGUGAACAUAAAGGUCAGCACUGUGGAUUCAUGUCACAAAGGCAUCAAGCUUUCUGCCAGCACCAUGGUGUGCCUGUCAUCCCGGUUGCAGCAGCAUCAUCUGUUGCUGCAUUUCUAGUUUUUUCAUUGACGGCGGCCACCGCGAUCUAUCUCUCCUUGAAGUCAAGGUACAGUGAAGAGAUAAAUAUGAAGGUUGAAAUAUUUCUGAAGGCAUAUGGCACAUCGAAACCCACAAGGUACACUUUCCCUGAAGUUAAGAAGAUAGCAAGACGGUUCAAGGAUAAGCUCGGCCAGGGCGGAUUUGGAAGUGUAUACAAAGGUGAGCUACCGAAUGGAGUUCCUGUGGCAGUCAAGAUGCUAGAGAGCUCUACAGGAGAGGGAGAGGAAUUCAUUAAUGAGGUUGCAACCAUUGGAUUAAUCCACCAUGCAAAUAUUGUCCGCCUCUUGGGCUUUUGCUCCGAAGGAAUGAGACGGGCCCUUAUUUAUGAAUUCAUGCCUAAUGAGUCACUGGAGAAAUACAUAUUCGCACAUGUUUCUAAUAUUUCUCGACAACUCUUAGCACCCAACAAAAUGCUAGAUAUUGCGUUAGGCAUUGCUCGAGGAAUGGCGUACCUGCAUCAAGGGUGCAACCAGCGCAUUCUCCACUUUGACAUCAAGCCACACAACAUCUUGUUGGACUACAACUUCAAUCCAAAGAUUUCAGACUUUGGCCUUGCUAAGCUGUGUGCAAGGGACCAGAGCAUCGUAACCUUGACUGCAGCAAGAGGCACUAUGGGAUACAUCGCACCAGAGCUAUACUCUCGGAACUUUGGAGGGGUGUCUUACAAGUCAGACGUGUACAGUUUUGGAAUGUUGGUGUUGGAAAUGGUGAGCGGACGGAGGAACUCAGACCCUAGUGUUGAGAACCAGGACGAGGUAUAUCUCCCGGAGUGGAUCUACGAGAAAGUAAUCAGUGGGCAUGAAUGGGAGCUUACUUUGGAAAUGACAGCAGAAGACAAGGAGAAGAUGACACAGCUAACUAUUGUGGCACUGUGGUGCAUCCAAUGGAAUCCGAAAAAUCGACCAUCGAUGACGAAGGUGGUAAACAUGUUAACAGGGAGGUUGCAGAAUCUCCAGAUCCCCCCUAAGCCCUUUGUGCCGUCUGACAAUCGUCCUAUGCGAGAGAACACGACGAACGCAUGA